Messenger RNA from Lactuca sativa (garden lettuce), 2018 nucleotides. RefSeq names its product exocyst complex component EXO70I. Gene Ontology annotation, molecular function: phosphatidylinositol-4,5-bisphosphate binding. The record is from RefSeq and is a predicted model, not a curated record. NCBI's taxonomy places the organism in Eukaryota, Viridiplantae, Streptophyta, Magnoliopsida, Asterales, Asteraceae. Gene Ontology annotation, biological process: exocytosis. Gene Ontology annotation, cellular component: exocyst.
CCCCAAGAAACCAAACAAAACCCUUUUAAGAUUUAUCACCUCAAUGUGUCUUCAUCAUCACAACUCCCCCUAAAAUGGAACAUCUCAUUCGCACUAGAGAUCUUCUCAAAACCACCUUACACCAAUCCACCCAACUAGACCUCCAAAUCCACCAAACCACCACCAAUCUCUCCCGUAUCAAUUCUUCCAAAUCCCACAUCACAAACAUCCCCUGCCUCUCCACCCUCCACCACCACCUCCACCGUGCACUUCCACCCGUUUCCGCCGUCUUCCAGGUCUACCAGGUGGUGGAGGAGCUCGGGAGCCUACUCUCAGACCACCACCCCUCCCCCGACCUCCACCACCACCUCUCUCUCCUCAAAAGAUUCAGCCAAGCACUCACUCUUCUCACCAACACCUGCAACUUAGCCAUCCUAUGGGUGGAAGACAUCAACACAACCAUUGUUGACAACCUCUACCACUCCAAUGUCUCUAAAACUCUCCAUAUACUUAAACAGUUGCAAAGGUUUGAAGAACGCUCUCUUCUCAAACACGGAAUUCUAAAUGUUGCUUUUGAGAAUUUAAAACAUGAAUUCACUACUCUUUUAAUCGAAAACAGUUUCCCUCUUCAAGUUCCUUCGUCUCUUUUCUCAUCUGGUGAUGAUGAAAGUGAUGUGUUUGAUCCUUUACCAGAAGCUUUACCUUUCCCCAUUGUCAAAAACCUACAAGAUAUCGUUGCAUGCUUUUCAUGCAACAAUCUUGUGGACCAAUGCGUUCAUGUUUAUAUCAAGAUCAGGGGCACAAUUGUCCAUAGAAGUUUAGAAGGUCUUGAUUUGGAUUAUUUGGAGAUUACAUUAACAGAAUUUCAUAGCGUGCAAGAAGUAGAAGGUUAUAUAGACGAAUGGGGGAGACAUUUGGAGUUUGUAGUUAAGCAUCUUCUUGAACUUGAGUACACACUCUGUGAACACGUGUUUAGUAAGAGCAUUGAAGUCAAUGUGUGGAAAUAUUGCUUUUCCAAAAUCGCCCUCCAAUCGGGAAUACAGAGUUUUAUCAAAUUUGGGAACACAAUUACAAAGUGUAAGAAAGAAGCAAUCAAACUUUUCAAGCUCCUAGACAUCUUUACCACUCUCAACAAUCUCAGACAAGAUUUCAACAGAAUUUUUGGUGGAAAACCAUGUUCAGAAAUUCAAAGUCAAACUAGGGAAUUUCUCAAGAAUGUGGUCAAUGGUGCAUGUGAAAUUUUUCAAGACCUUAAAGCACAAGUUGAGCUACAAAGACUAAACGACCCUCCACCAGAUGGGACAAUUCCAAAAUUGGUUAUCUUUGUAACAGAAUAUGCUAACGAGUUGUUAGAUGAUGAAUACAAACAUGAACUUGAACAGGUUCUAAAGAUCCACUCCAGUUGGCAUAAUGAAAGUAAGUUCACAAAGGGAAUUGUUUCAGUUGAAAUUAAAAACAUAGUGAAAUCACUGGAACUUAACUUGGAGACAUGGGCAAAAAGAUAUGAAGAUGCUUCUUUAUCUUAUAUUUUCUUGAUGAACACCAGCUGUUACUUGAGCAAACAUCUAAAGGGUACAAAGCUCGGGGAUCUAAUGGGGGAAUCUUGGAUAAAACGACAUGAAGUUCAUACAGAAUACUACACAUCACUUUAUUUGAAAGAAAGUUGGGGGAGAAUUCCAGCUUUAUUAAGCAACAAUGACAGAAACAAAAUGAAAGGAUUCAAUGAUGUAUUUGAUCAAGUGUUUAGAAAACAAUCUGAAUGGGUGUUGUGUGAUAGAGAUUUGAGAUGGAAAACUUGCCAGAUGAUCAUGGAAGUUGUAGUCUCUGUUUACAAGGCCUUAGUGGAAAGUGGGGAUACUCAUAGUCCUAAUAGUAAUAAGUAUUUGAAAUAUAGUGAUGAGAAAAUAGAGAAUAUGUUGACUUCCAUGUUUAGGUCAAAGUUGGAUAAGUAUGGUUCUAGUGCCAAGCGUACAAGCUUGAUGGGGAAGAUCAAGAAUGUUGUUACAGGUCAUUUCUCACCAACAAAUGCUGCAGCUUGA